Messenger RNA from Euleptes europaea (tarantolino), 1047 nucleotides. RefSeq names its product transmembrane protein 268 (gene TMEM268). The transcript is spliced from 8 exons. The record is from RefSeq and is a predicted model, not a curated record. NCBI's taxonomy places the organism in Eukaryota, Metazoa, Chordata, Lepidosauria, Squamata, Sphaerodactylidae. Bases 1 to 1035 code for a protein of 344 amino acids.
AUGGCUCCUGGCAAAAACCAAGCAGGGAGAGACAAAAAAGACGAGCUGUCUUUCUCGGUCUCGUACUGUCGGAAUCAAGCGGAGGAACACUCUGUGCACUGGAGGGAAGAGCUUCUCAAUGGCCAAGUCCUCAUGGUCCUGUCUGCUCGCAAGGCCUGCUCUCCUGCCCGUUUUGAUGCGAAUCUUUGCGCAGCAAGACUGAAGAGCUUGGGAAUCCAGAUGACAACUGACCAGUGGAGAAAUUUAAUUCAGUCUGCAGUUCUGGAGCCAGAAGUGAGAAAGUACAUGUUCUACAACUCCAGAGUGUUUGGGAUAGUCAUUGCUGUGGUUUUCUAUGUGAUUCUCUGGAUAAAUCUUUACUCCACUCUGCAAAUAUAUUCCUUAGCACAGAGUUGGAAAAUCAGUAUCUUGGUCACCUUAGGGGCCCUUGUGGCUGCCUUGGCUAUCAGACUCAUCAUUCAUCAGCAGCAGGGAAAGAUGAAUAUGAAUACGGACAUGAGGCUGGUGGCUGCCAAUGAAGUUUUCAUGAAACAUGAAUUGCUGGUGGGAGUCACUGGCCAGCUGGACCAGCUUCACAGCAUCCCGCAGCUGUGGUUUGUUCAUUUCAACGUGGAGCCAUGUGUUCAGUCUUUAGAGGAGUCAAUUACGGAAAUGAAGAGGAACCAAGAGUCUGUUCUGCGGCACAACCUGGACGAGCUCUGCCUUGUCACCGAGACCUCCGUCUUCCCAGCCCAGGAAGAAAAAGCCGAAAGCUCUUUAGAGGAGUCACCAUUGCUGCCCGACACCAAGAAUAAAAGCAGAAGCGAACUGACGUGCCGACAGCUCCUCCAGCUGAUCCCAGACGGAACCCCCAAAGUAAUGGCCCAGCAGCUGUUGAUGAUCUACAGUGGCUAUUACGUCAGGCUCUUGGUUAGCGGCCAACUGCCAGAGGUCCCCGUGAGACGUCAUGUUAUGUUCAACCACAUCCCCUGCCUUUGCCAGUUUAUUGAGUUCACAGUGCUGGGAAAGAGAUGCUUUUCGUUCAAGCGGAGGUGACAAAUAGAAGUG